UUGUGAUGCUCAUCACUGCACUUCUUAGGUAUAUGGGACUGUAUGUCUUCCCAAGAUACUAUGAGUUGGGUGAGACAUCAGAUCACGGAGCGAAAAUCGUUGCAACAGAUUUGCGAAGAUUGCAUGACCCGCUGUCUUUCUCCCGAUUCCGAUGUUGCUGGUGGUGUCGGAUGUGAUAACAUGACGAUCCUAAUCGUUGCGCUUCUUCACGGGCGAACCUUGGAUCAAUGGUACGAUUGGAUCAUUGAUCGGGUGGAGAAGAAAGUCGGUUACGACACCCCACGCUCCUUCGGCCCGCUGUACUCAGCUUCCCGUUAUGCACAUGCUGCAGCGGUACGCAGCGGUCUUGGCGAGGAUUCGCCUGGACACACACCUUUGUUACGACCCAGUGGAUUGUGGAACCGAUUUAAUUCCCCUCUCCAUCUUGGAAACAGUUUCACGGGUGGGGGUCUCGGUGCUGGGAACGAUGUCGAGCCCGAUGACGAAGAAGAUUUUGAGGACAGUGGUGAUGAACUCAUGGAUGAGAGCCCGGAGGAGUCGUUACAUGCUAUACUCCGCAACGCAGGUUUGAAUGGGGUCAUUAGUGGCCCGGUGAGGCUUCAUGCUCCGCCUCAGCGGGAUCAGACAUCUUCGCUCCGGGCGCAGCUACAUGAACUUGACGAAGAUAGGGGUGGACAAGAGGGGGAUGGUGCCCUGGUGGAAGAUGACCUGUCGCAAGCAUCAAGCGACGAUCAAAGCCCCGUUCUUAACAUUGCAUCCAAUACCAUCACCAAUCGCCAGCCGACUAGUAUUGGAUCGCCUCUCAUCGCAGCCCCUCCUUCAUUGAAAGAUAUGCGUUCCCCCAUUACCCCAAAUAAUGAGCAGGGCGGGCCUCAGUCCCCGCGCAAGAGCUCACUUCCGCCGGGUGCGAAUCCGGGCAACCAAUCCUAGUAGCUUUGGGACCUUACACGCCGAGUGCUGCUGUCAAGUGGAAGAUCUAAUGGAUACGACCAAGGCGCCUAUCGGAUGUGGAAGUCUUUCAGGCCAAGCAUUUCUUCGUAAUCCCUACAAUGACACACACGUCCCCUUCUAGUGUUUUCCUCGCGCUCGCUGCUUCCUCUUUCCACACUCUACUCCUAAUCAUUCUUCUAGUCGUGCAAUCGGUGCAUUGGACCCCCCAUGCAUGGUGAAUGAAAGCAUAAUA
Cantharellus anzutake is the source of this 1183-nucleotide messenger RNA. RefSeq lists its product as uncharacterized. The coding region runs from base 43 to 930 and encodes 295 amino acids. The record is from RefSeq and is a predicted model, not a curated record. Lineage: Eukaryota; Fungi; Basidiomycota; Agaricomycetes; Cantharellales; Hydnaceae. The transcript has a single exon.